This is a messenger RNA of Lodderomyces parapsilosis, 2181 nucleotides long. RefSeq lists its product as uncharacterized. The coding region runs from base 1 to 2181 and encodes 726 amino acids. The record is from RefSeq and is a predicted model, not a curated record. NCBI's taxonomy places the organism in Eukaryota, Fungi, Ascomycota, Pichiomycetes, Serinales, Debaryomycetaceae. The transcript has a single exon.
AUGAGUACUAACGAAUCAAAGGAGAGUACAGUAGCAGUAUCCUCCACGUCUCAAUUGACAACAAGUGCCAAAAAGGUUCUGUCUGAUCACACAAAGUCUUCAAAACUGAGCAGUAAGGUGUCAAAAGCAUCCCAUAACACCUAUCCUUCAUCUUCGUCAACCAAAUCAGGAACCAUAUCUGACAAAGAUUUAACCAACAAGAAGUCAUCAGUGCUAACGGCAAGUGUCACCCUACAUUCGCAAUCUAAUGAAGUUGUCUACAAAAUCUUCACUUAUAUCGUUAUUAUACUUCCCACAUUGACAUCAAUUAUCUUCCCAAUCAAUACCAAAACCGUGCCUCAAAACGAGCAGAUUGGAAACUUUGUCAUUGACUUAUUGACUGUUGUGUUAAUUAGCUGGGUAGUAAGGUUUACCCUUGAAUGGCCAUACAAGUGGAUGAAGGAAUUGGAAACGACAAAAACAGAAUUGCUACAACAAUUGAAUGAGGAUGAUUUUGCUAUUGAAAACACCGAUAAGGUGGUUUUGAUGGUUCGCAAAAUCAACACAUUUCAAAUUAUGGCAUUGGUUUGUUGUUUGGUUUCGUCACUUUUAAGUUCGGUUUUGCUCAUAUGGACACGAAAAUACACCAUUAUUGACCAGAAACGUAAAAAGAUGGUUUUCAACAAUGUCAAUAUUGCAUUGUUGCAAUUUUGGUCUAUUUUCAGGAUUAUUAUCACAUUCACUGACUCAUUGCAGUAUUCAUCUUUGAGCAAUAGUAACAGCCCAUUGUAUACACAAAGUCCUAGUUUCCAAACGUGGUUUACUGAUUUGAAACAGUAUUUCUUACCCAACCUCACCAAUCAAAUCUUGUUGGAUCAUUUGCAAGUUCAUAAUAGGCAAUUUGAUAGGUUAAAGUUGGAUUUGGUCAAGUUGCAAAAGGAAUUGGAUAAUAGGGAUCAAGCACAAACACUGAGCCUGCAACGUGAACUUUAUCGUCAGCCAAAACAGCACCAGCAUCAGCAACAGCAGCACCAGCAACAGCAACAGCAACAGCAAAAAGAGCUACUGCGUAAUGGAAAACUACAAUCUCGAACCAAGCACCACUCGCCUCCACCUUCAUUGCUUUUGUCCCUUCUGAAUAAUGCUAAAACUGAACAGCAAGUGGUUACCAAGUUUCACAAUUCGAUUUCGUCAUUCUCCUUGAGUGCACCACCACCAAAAGCUUCACCACUGUUUUCACCAAUGCAAACUGAGAAUAAUCAUUUUCAGUUUGCACCCAUUUCUUCAUUACCCAAACAUCACUCCUUUUCGCAAACGCCUUUGAAAACAAUAGUUGAAGAGGACGAUUUCAUUUUUGAGUCUUUGGAGCCACCUUCAUUCAAUCGAUUUGAACAACACGAGCAUCGUCUUGCAAAUAAAACAAUAUUGGAAUGUACAAGAUCUGUGUUGAAAUCGAUUCGCAAUGAAAUCACAAUUCUGGAUUUAUUCAACAACCCUAGCUCUGUUCGAAAAGUAUUGGUUACCGAGUUGGCGUUUUUAAUGAAUGAGUUUAGAUCUAGUGAUCAUGAGAUUUUCAAAGUGUUUUUAAUGGAAGUGAUUGACAAGUACUUGUUGAGCAUAUAUGUUCAAGUCAUGGACCACUUGGUGAAAAUCUUUACCCAUCCGUUUCGUCAUUUGAUGAAUGCAAUUAUUUGGACUAGUUUCAAAUUACCCAUCCACAUUGCUAAACUAUAUUUCAAAUUGCUUUUAAUGGUGCCUUUCUUAAUCGUUCAAUGGUUUGUGAUUAAACCAGUAAAGUUUAUGGCUUUAUGGGUUAGUUCAUUGAUGAGAACCGUAUUUUCGUUGGUUAUAUUUCAGUUGGCAACCGAUGCAAAUGCUUCAGCCCAAUCAAAUACUGUUAACCAUGUAUCACCAUCACCUCAAAAACCAACCCAUUUCAAACCAAUUGCUCAACUAGACAAGAGUCAUGCUGAUAAUACUCAAUUCACAAUGAAGCAAUUUCAUCUUUCUCCUGUAUUGUCGAAAGAUGAAUAUUUUACCAGAAGUAAUGAUGAAGAGAGCGGAAAGGUACAAGCAAAGUAUAAGAAUGCUCUGUUGAUAUCGAUAACUCCAAGCUCGACAAAAUCUAGCAGUAGUAUUGGCAAUGGCAAUAUACCUAGACAAAGUCCUAAACUAAAUAAUGCAGUUUUAUAUGAUGAAUAA